This is a messenger RNA of Puccinia graminis f. sp. tritici CRL 75-36-700-3, 1452 nucleotides long. RefSeq names its product UDP-glucose 6-dehydrogenase. Gene Ontology annotation, cellular component: cytosol; nucleus. The transcript is spliced from 8 exons. NCBI's taxonomy places the organism in Eukaryota, Fungi, Basidiomycota, Pucciniomycetes, Pucciniales, Pucciniaceae. The coding region runs from base 1 to 1452 and encodes 483 amino acids. Gene Ontology annotation, molecular function: UDP-glucose 6-dehydrogenase activity; NAD binding. The record is from RefSeq and is a predicted model, not a curated record. Gene Ontology annotation, biological process: glycosaminoglycan biosynthetic process.
AUGAACCAAUCCAACAACAACGAACCCAGCUCGAUCACCGUCAAGAAGAUUGCUUGCAUUGGUGCUGGUUACGUCGGCGGACCCACCUGCUCAGUGAUCGCCUACAAAUGUCCUCAGAUCCAAGUCACCAUCGUCGAUGUGAAUCCAGAUCGAAUCAACCAAUGGAACUCGGACUCAUUGCCGAUCUUCGAACCGGGAUUGGAAGAGAUCAUCCUCAAGUGUCGCGGAAAGAACUUGUUCUUCGAUACCGAUAUCGAUAAGGCCAUCAAGGAAGCCGAUCUCAUCUUCGUCUCCGUCAAUACUCCCACCAAACAAUCCGGAAUCGGGUCCGGAUAUGCUGCAGACCUUAGUUAUGUGGAGCUCUGUACCCGUCGAAUCGCCACCGUCGCAGCGACCUCGAAGAUCGUAGUCGAGAAGUCGACGGUGCCAUGUCGGACGGCGGAGUCGAUGCGCAAGAUCCUCGAAUCGAACUCCAAGCCGAACCUGAACAUCACCUUCGACAUCCUCUCGAACCCGGAAUUCCUGGCCGAAGGGACGGCGAUCAAGGAUCUGCUGAACCCCGACCGGGUCCUGAUCGGCUCCUUGGGCACGCCCUCCGGCAAACGCGCCCAGGCCGCCCUCGUCGACGUCUACGCUAAUUGGGUGCCCAGGGAGAAAUGCGUUACUACUGGGCUUUGGUCUUCCGAACUCACUAAAUUGGCAGCUAAUGCAUUACUAGCUCAGCGAAUCUCCUCGAUCAACUCUCUCUCAGCCAUCUGCGAAGUCACCGGUGCUGAUAUCGAUGAGGUGGCCUAUGCCUGUGGAUUGGACGGUCGGAUCGGCAAUAAGUUCUUGAAGGCCUCCGUCGGCUUUGGCGGCAGCUGUUUCCAAAAGGAUAUCUUGAAUCUCGUCUAUCUCUCCGAGUCUCUCCACCUCCAAGAUGUGGCUGAUUAUUGGCGUCAAGUGAUUAUCAUGAAUGAGUCUCAGAAACGUCGCUUUACGACCAAAGUCGUCAAGGAGUUAUUCAACACGAUCCGGGGCAAAAAGAUCACUGUGCUUGGGUUUGCGUUCAAGAAGGAUACGGGGGACACUCGAUGUUCGGCGUCGAUCACGUUGAUCAAGCAGUUCAGAGAGGAAGGCGCGCAGAUCUCGAUCUAUGAUCCCAAGGUCAAGGAGAACCAAUACUGGCUCGAUUUGGUUAAUCCUCAAGUCCUUACUGAUCUUGAGCCUGUCCAUCCAGCUCGAAAACAGAUCACGAUUUGUAAGUCUGCAGAGGAAGCGUGCCACGGAGCCUCCGGAAUAGUGAUCGCCACUGAAUGGGAUGAAUUCAAGAGCUUGGAUUGGAAGAAGAUUUAUGAGACGGUCGAUAAACCGGCGACCAUCUUCGACGGCCGUUUGAUCUUGGACCAGAAGGCGCUCAAAUCGAUCGGCUUUAAGGUGUUUGUGAUCGGCAAAGGUGAAGAAUUAAAAUGA